AUGCUUUCGGAUAUUCCUAACUCUGAAGAACCAGAAUUUUGUUUUCAAUUUGCCUUUCCACAGGAUUAUACACACGAGUUUAAUAAAACCAAAGCCAAUUUUAUCGCAAUCCGAGAACGUGAAGACUUGUUGGGAUCAGUUCGGAAGGACAUUGAAUCUUACAAAAGUGGGUCAGGAGUUAACAACAGGAGAACAGAACUGUUCUUAAAAGAGCAUGAGCACCUUCGAAACUCAGAUCGGUUGAUAGAAGAUACAAUAAGCAUCGCUAUGGCAACAAAAGAAAAUGUGACAUCACAACGAGGAAUGCUGAAGUCAAUACAAAGUAAAGUGAACUCCUUGGCCAACCGAUUUCCUGCCAUUAACAACCUGGUUCAGAGGAUAAAUUUGAGAAAACGCAGGGACACGUUAAUCUUGGGAGGUGUUAUUGGCAUUUGUACUAUCCUAUUACUACUGUAUGCUUUUCACUGAUGCAUUUCCAUAAGAUAUCUCCACAGCUGUAAAGCACUGGGGAGAGUGUGAUGGGGAGCUUGUGGACCUGCAUAUAUUGCCUGGAUUGUGAGUAUGAUGGAUUUAGGUUACACUGGAAUACUUUAAAAGAGAUUCCUGCAGGCUACAGUUGUGAUUGGUUUAUGAUAAAAUGUUAAACCUCAGAUUUUUAAUUAAUUAUGCUCUUGGAAUAUAUAAUUUUGAAAUAUAGCUCAUUACAUUUUGUGAAAGAAUGCAUUAGAAUGUGGUCUGUUAACACUUCUUCCUGCAUCUCAGUUAUCCAGAUUGAAAGUUACUGUAUCAUUUCUGAGCAAUUACAAAGACCAAAUUAGAAAAGAAAAAUCAGUUCUUUGAAUCAUAUAUCUUGAUGCAUUGACUUGUGUAUUUUCAAGAGCAUAUAUAAUGUGUACAUAAAAUUACUUUCGUACACUGUGGUCCUGCAGAACAUUUGUAUAUUCGUAUUCUGUGUAAGUCAUGGUUUUGCUCCUUUUGAUGGCUUUGCAUGUCCAUUGUCUGCUCUCUCACCCAGAUAAGUGCAAAAGCCAAAUGUUUUGAAAACUGGAAAUCUGAAAUAAAAACAUAAAAUGUAAAAAUACCUAGGUCCAGCAGCGUCUGCAGAGAGGAAAAUAAAAGUAGUGUCAGGUGAAUGACUUUUCAUUAAAGCCAGUUCCAAUGAAUGGUUGCAAGCUGAAACAUCAGCUCUCUAUCUCUCUCCAGGAUGUUGCUGGAAUAUUUUCUGGUUUACUCAGAUGAAUGGUUUUGAUUCAACUGAUUUGGUUGCAGAGCAGCCUUUGCCAAGACCAAGAAGCAAAUACCACACUUAGCCAUUCUCUUGGAAAUAUGUAGAAGUCGUGAAGAGAAAACAAAAGCAAAAUUUAAAAAAAUCUAGACAUCCAUUCAAUCAUAAAUUUUAGGUUGUUUAUCAAUUUCCAAAGUUUUAUUAAUCUGGCAGACUUUUUAAAUUGUUAUGUGGCCAUGCACAAUGUUUAUUUAUAUCAAUUUAUUCUGUGACAUUGGCAAACUAUAGCAAUAUAUUAGAACAGGCGUCUGAAGCCACACCCCUCAUAAACCAAGUAAUCACAAUCCUUUUUUUAAUAUGUGGGUGCAGUAUAUUGAAACAUUGGGAUAUCUCUGCAAAAAAUACUAUUGCCAAAGCCUACUUUAAAAAAAAAAGUAAAAUUUUAGAGUAUCUGUUCUAAAAACCAGCACUGCAGUGAAUGGAGAAUACUUGUUUUGUGUUUUGUUUUCAGAUACUUGCAUUAAGGUUGGGAUUUGCCCUUUAUCCCAUUAUUUGUUUAAAUCACUAUACAUUUAUUCACAAACCACUAACUGGCCUCCCUAAUGAUUUCCAGAGAAUAUGACAAACUGUCAGUUUCAAUUCCUCAGAUUGAGGUAACCAAUUUGAAUGUUUUGGUUUGGAAUUCAUGCAGGUACAAAACUUGAUGCUCGGAAAUAUGAAUCAUUCCAAUAGUGUGUUCAGAAAGAAAUAACACUUUUUUGUACAUUUCACUGUUUUUGCAUACAGGCUAUGAUCUAUUUACCAUGGCAUCUUUGAUGAAUUAACUUGACACUCUGGCAAGCAAAAGUUGACUGGCUAACUGGAUCAUUUGAAUUCAUAUUGUUCAGUUCCUUAGCUGGAUUUUUGUUUACCAUGCAGUUGAGUUGAUCCAUGUGGAAGGUGCAGUUCUGCCGUAAGAUAGAGCUCACACAGCUGCUGUGUUUGUUUAUCUACUCAAAGCUUUUGAUGUCGAAGAUCUGUUUGUUUUUCAGAAAAUUCACCCCCCCCUCCCCCCCCAACCCCACUACUCCUGCAACCCUUCUCCUACUGCCCUUUGUCUUUCUCUCCCCCAGUCACUUCUUAAAUGCUUCUGGAAAUUUUGUUCAUGUAGAUUUUAAUAACCUUGUAAAAUAACUUUUUCUCUGCUAAUGUGCAUUUCCUGCAUUGUACAGAGGAGCUCUGACUGUGUAUGUAAUUUGUUAAUAAAUUAGAAUCCUAAGUGA
Molecule: messenger RNA, 2487 nt
Organism: Rhincodon typus (whale shark)
Lineage: Eukaryota; Metazoa; Chordata; Chondrichthyes; Orectolobiformes; Rhincodontidae
Gene: gosr1
Product: golgi SNAP receptor complex member 1
Exons: 6
Coding region: 1-468 (155 amino acids)
Biological process (GO): endoplasmic reticulum to Golgi vesicle-mediated transport; vesicle fusion
Cellular component (GO): SNARE complex; Golgi membrane; cis-Golgi network
Molecular function (GO): SNAP receptor activity
Source: RefSeq, a predicted model, not a curated record